UUUCAACUUCCGCCUUACUAUCUGUAAUUUGUAGCCUAUUGUUAGCUAGUUAUUUUCAAUUUGGGGCACGAGACUUGACAAAUUUUAAAAAAGAUGACGUGGAUUAAAAAGUUUGAGAACCGCUGUUCUAGACUGUCUUUUUUACUAUUUGCCAGUACUGCUUAAUAUAGUUAUUACUGCUAUCGAUGUCUUGUAUUCAGAGAGAAAUUCCCUCUGCAUGAGCGGACUGUAGUUCAAUACACUUUCUUUCAGUACUGUGUGUUUAAUAAUUACUGUUGUAGAUUCUACGUAGCAAGCUUAAAUACGAGUAAAUUGUCAAUCUCUAAAAUUUUGGGAUAGUGCUGUCAUUCGGUAUAAAUUGAUUUCAUAUUUUAUACUACCAGUAGUAGUCAAUGAAGCGUAAAAUAACAGAAUUGGAACCACUCGUUUUUGAUGACAUUGUUUUGACCCAAUAAUGUUAUAUCGAACUGAAGUAGACCAGGUGUUGAAUUUCAAUUUAAUGCCUGUUUUUUUGCAAUAUUUGUGGUCUAUUUAAUCCUAAUUUGUUUUCAUUGGGUUAGUAUCCUACCUAAAACUUAGGCUAGAAUAGUUAUGGAAAAAUAAUCAAAUUGUCAGCCAAGCUUGCAUGUUUUUGUGCCCUGCGCUCGAGGAUUCCUCCUUGGGGAGAAAUUUUUCACUGGGGAAUGAUGGCCUAGCGUUUUUACCAACUAUUGAGCAUCUUUAUUUUGUUCGGUCAGAUGAUGUCAUCUUAUACUGUGACUGUUCUAUUACAGAUUCUAAAUAGGUUUUACUUGCUAUGCAAACAUGAAUUGUAAUUUCAAAGAUAAAAUUGUUCUUAUAACUGGAGCAUCAAGUGGGAUUGGUGCUGCAACUGCACUUCUAUUUGCUGAUCAUGGCAGCUCAUUGGCUAUCACUGGUAGAAAUCGAAUAAAUUUAGAAAAAGUUGCUAAAGAGUGCAAAUCUAAGGGAGCCAAGGAUGUCUUGACCAUUAUAGCUGAUUUUGUUAAUCUGGAGGAUGUUAAAAAAGUCGCAGAUGAGGUGAUAAAAACCUUUGGGAAAUUGGAUAUCUUAGUCAACAAUGCAGGAGUUAUAACAAAUGGAAAUUUAAAAGAACUGACUAUGGAAGAUUUCGAUUGGCAAUUUCAAGUCAAUGUUAAGUCGAUGGUGUAUUUAACACAACUAUUGAUGCCAGAAUUGGUAAAAAGAAAAGGAAAUAUUGUCAAUGUUUCAAGCAUUUGUAGUGUUUGCCAAUAUCCGGGAGUUUUGAUUUAUAAUAUGACAAAGUCUGCUGUUGAUCAAUUUACGAAAACCAUAGCAUUGGAAUACGCUCCAAGGGGGGUCAGAGUGAAUGCCGUCAAUCCUUCUAAUAUAUGGACUGAGAUUAACAGGAACAAAUCUGGUUGGGACUCAGAAACGGUGAAAAAGUUCUAUGAAGACAGAGCGAAGGUGCAUCCAAUCGGUAGAAAUGGUACAACUGAGGAAGUAGCCAAUGCCAUCUUGUUCUUUGCAUCAGAAAGUUCUGCCUGGACAACAGGGCAAUGCUUAUUGCUCGAUGGUGGAAGACGUUUAGCUGUUAAUUGAAAUGACCAUGAGAACUGUUUUAUGUUCAUGUCAAUGAGCAUUUACUGGCAUAUUAUGAUGUAAUAAUUCUAUAUAAUAUCAGCAUUUCUUGGCAAUUCAGCAGUUCACAGAGAUGAGUCUUCUUUUCUUUUAUGUUAUAGAUAUUUUCUCUGUUUUGAGCAGAUUUUUUUAGCAAAUAUUUUGGAAUAUUACACUGCUAGUAUUGUUAAUACUUUCUUGGCAAUUCAGCAGUAACUUUUCUCAGAGAUGAGUAUUUUUUACUCUUUUGUUGGGGCACUUUGAGAAAAAUAUUUUUGUUGUAACAUUUCUUUUCCUUUAUAUCAGGUUGGCUCACAUAUAAGUAGCAAAAUUAACUAUCCUUUUUAUGGUACUACUUUGUUUCUAAUAUCCAGAAGUUGUAUGUUUG
Messenger RNA from Styela clava, 1987 nucleotides. RefSeq names its product 3-oxoacyl-[acyl-carrier-protein] reductase FabG-like. Gene Ontology annotation, molecular function: oxidoreductase activity. Lineage: Eukaryota; Metazoa; Chordata; Ascidiacea; Stolidobranchia; Styelidae. The record is from RefSeq and is a predicted model, not a curated record.